UAAAAAAAAACUAUAAACUAUAAAAAAACCUAUAAAAAAUGGAAAUUUUAUCAUCGCGUCAUUCAUCAAUACAUUCGGCUGCUAAGCUCAGCUACAAGAAUGUUGCCGACAUCUAUCCAAAACAGUUGCCCGAAGUGUAUUACUAUUAUCCCAUGGAUGACUAUGGAUUUAGUCCCAUGGAGAAGGUGUCGCUGAGAAAGGCUUGGGUGAUGAUCGAACCAUUUCUGCACCGUUUCAGCAAGGAAAUUUCACUAAGAUUCUUUACAGCUAACGAGUUAGAAAUUGAAAAAUUUCGCUUAUCCGGUGUGCUACAGUUGAAUAUUCUACAUAACCAUGUGCUGAACUUCAUGAAGCUCUUGGGUAGACUGAUAAACACAAUAUAUACACCGGCAGUAUUUCGAUCAGUACUAGACGAAAAUAUUCGACAACUUGCCAGACGUGGCAUUCACACCAGUCAUUUGGUGUUAAUGUCAACGUACAUCUAUGAUUAUUUACUGGAGUGCAACGUGCUCGUAGAUCAUGUAUCCGCGUCGUUUUCUAAGGGGUUGCAGCUGCUCUUAAAUUUUGUAGCCGAACAUACAUCCUCUAGGAGGAACACGUCAAUACUUUUGUUUGAUUAUGUAUCAAGUUCAACACAGAAAAGCACUAGCGUUUACAAAGAGAUAUGAAAUAAAUACAAUUAUUUAUUUCGCCAU
Messenger RNA from Drosophila busckii, 695 nucleotides. RefSeq lists its product as uncharacterized. The coding region runs from base 39 to 668 and encodes 209 amino acids. Gene Ontology annotation, molecular function: oxygen binding; heme binding. The transcript has 3 exons. NCBI's taxonomy places the organism in Eukaryota, Metazoa, Arthropoda, Insecta, Diptera, Drosophilidae. The record is from RefSeq and is a predicted model, not a curated record.